Castor canadensis (American beaver) is the source of this 3182-nucleotide messenger RNA. It is a transcript of the gene Mttp, whose product is annotated as microsomal triglyceride transfer protein. Gene Ontology annotation, molecular function: lipid binding. The record is from RefSeq and is a predicted model, not a curated record. Gene Ontology annotation, cellular component: endoplasmic reticulum; Golgi apparatus; basolateral plasma membrane. Gene Ontology annotation, biological process: lipoprotein metabolic process; cholesterol homeostasis; lipid transport. Lineage: Eukaryota; Metazoa; Chordata; Mammalia; Rodentia; Castoridae.
UAGGUCUGAGGAGGGUCACUUCCUCGCUGGCUGCCAUCAGAAGAGUCCACCUCUCAGAGACUACUAGCUGGGAGCUGGAUGCAGUGGAAGAUAGCUAGGCAUGAUGAUUCUCCUUGCUGUGCUUUUUCUCUGCUUUAUUUCCUCAUAUUCUGCUUCUGUUAAAGGUCACACCACUGGUCUCUCAUUAAAUAAUGAACGGCUUUACAAGCUCACAUACUCCAUUGAAGUUUUUCUUGACCGGGCCAAGGGAAAACUCCAAGACAGCGUGGGCUACCGAAUUUCAUCCAGUGUAGAUGUUGUCUUACUGUGGAGGAAUCCUGAUGGUGAUGAUGACCAACUGAUCCAAAUCACGAUAACAGAUGUAAAUGUGGAAAAUGUGAAUCAACAGAGAGGAGAGAAGAGCAUCUUCAAAGGAAAAACUUCCCCUAAAAUCAUAGGAAAGGAAAACUUGGAAGCUCUGAAAAGACCUGUGCUCCUUCAUCUAAUCCGUGGGAAGGUCAAAGAGUUCUACUCAUAUCAAAAUGAGCCAGUGGCCAUAGAAAAUCUCAAGAGAGGCUUGGCUAGCCUGUUUCAGAUGCAGUUAAGCUCUGGAACCACCAAUGAGGAAGAUAUUUCUGGGAGUUGUCAAGUGACUUACCAGGCUCAGCAAAACAGAGUGGUCAAAGUCAAGGCCUUGGAUUCAUGUAAAAUAGAGAGGCCUGGAUUUACAACUACAAAUCAGGUCUUGGGUGUCAGUUCAAAAGCCACGUCUGUUACUACCUAUGAGAUAGAAGACAGCUUUGUUACAGCUGUACAUGCAGAAGAGAUUCGUGCUUUUGGGCUGAAUUUCCUACAAACUAUUGCAGGAAAAAUAAUUUCAAAGCAGAAAUUAGAGCUGAAGACAACAGAAGCAGGCCCAAGACUGAUACCUGGGAAACAAGUUGCAGCUGUAAUUAAAGCAGUUGGUUCAAAGUACACAGCUGUUCCCAUUGUGGGUCAGGUCUUCCAGAGCCUGUGCAAAGGAUGCCCUUCUCUCUCAGAGCACUGGAAGUCUAUUCGGAAGCACUUGGAGCCUGAAAACCUCUCCAAAUCUGAGGCUGUCAAAAGUUUCCUGGCCUUCAUUCAGCACCUCAGGACUGCAAAGAGAGAAGACAUUCUCCAAAUCCUAAAGAGUGAGAAGAAAGAAGUUCUACCCCAGCUGGUGGAUUCUGUCACCUCUGCUCAGACCUCAGACUCGUUAGAAGCCACUUUGGACUUUUUGGACUUCAAAAGUGACAGCAGCAUUAUCCUUCAGGAGAGGUUUCUCUAUGCCUGUGGAUUUGCCUCCCAUCCUGAUGAAGAUCUUCUGAGAACCCUCAUUAGUAAGUUCAAAGGUUCCUUUGGGAGUAAUGACAUCAGAGAGACUGUUAUGAUCAUCAUUGGAGCCCUUGUCAGGAAGUUGUGUGAGAAUGAAGGCUGCAAACUCAAAGCUGUAGUAGAAGCCAAGAAGUUAAUCCUGGGAGGACUUGAGAAACCAGGGAAAAAAGAAGACACUGUGAUGUACCUGCUGGCUCUGAAGAACGCCCUGCUUCCAGAAGGCAUCCCACUCCUUCUGAAGUAUGCAGAGGCAGGAGAGGGGCCCAUUAGCCACCUUGCUACCACCACCCUCCAGAGAUAUGAUGUCUCUUUCAUAACCAAUGAGGUGAAGAAGACCUUGAACAGGAUCUACCACCAGAAUCGUAAAAUUCAUGAGAAGACAGUGCGCACCACUGCAGCUGCUGUCAUUUUAAAGAACAAUCCAUCCUACAUGGAGGUCAAAAACAUUCUGCUCUCGAUUGGGGAGCUUCCCAAGGAAAUGAAUAAAUACAUGCUCUCCACCAUUCAAGACAUUCUACGUUUUGAAAUGCCUGCAAGCAAAAUGGUCCGUCGAGUUCUCAAGGAAAUGGUCACUCACAAUUAUGACCGUUUCUCCAAGAGUGGAUCCUCUUCUGCCUAUACUGGCUACAUAGAACGUAGCCCCCAUUCAUCAUCCACGUACAGUCUUGAUAUUCUUUACUCUGGCUCUGGCAUCCUCAGGAGAAGUAACCUGAACAUCUUUCAGUACAUUGGGAAGGCUAGUCUUCAUGGUAGCCAGGUGGUCCUGGAAGCCCAAGGUCUGGAGGCCUUAAUUGCAGCCACUCCUGAUGAGGGAGAGGAGAACCUUGACUCCUAUGCUGGCAUGUCACCCAUCCUCUUUGAUGUUCAGCUCAGACCUGUCACUUUUUUCAACGGAUAUAGUGAUUUGAUGUCCAAAAUGCUGUCAGCAUCUAGCGACCCUGUCAGUGUGGUAAAAGGACUUAUUCUGCUAAUAGACCAUUCUCAGGAGUUUCAAUUACAAUCUGGACUGAAGGCCAACAUGGAGGUCCAAGGUGGUUUAGCUAUUGAUAUUUCAGGUGCAAUGGAGUUUAGUUUGUGGUAUCGUGAGUCUAAAACUCGAGUGAAAAAUAGGGUGGCUAUAGUAAUAACUGGUGACCUCACAGUGGACUCCUCUUUUGUCAAAGCCGGCUUUGAAACCAGGGCAGAAUCAGAGGCAGGCCUGGAGUUCAUCUCCACAGUGCAGUUUUCUCAAUACCCGUUCUUAGUCUGCAUGCAGAUGGAUAAGUCGGAAGCCCCAUUCAGGCAAUUUGAGACAAAGUAUGAAAGGCUGUCUACAGGCAAAGGCUAUGUCUCUCGGAAAAGCAAAGAAAGCACUUUAGCAGGAUGUGAAUUCCCACUCCAUCAAGAGAACUCUGAGAUGUGCAAGGAGGUGUUUGCCCCUCAACCGGAGAGUAGUUCUGGUGGAUGGUUUUGAAACUGAUUGGUGAUGUUUCACUUGAAUUUGUCUCCCCAAAAGGGAUAUGACAUGAUAUUCCUAAGUACUUGCUCUCUGAGAGCACAGUGUUUACAUAUUUACCUGUAUUUAAGAUUUUUGUAAAAAACAAUGAAAAACUUCAAUUGAUUAAAUUUGGGCCUAUUCGGUAUACUACCCACAGUGUCACUCUGAGAGGUCACGUGACACUGUCAACAGCAUUCUUAUUUUCUUAUACCUCUCUCAAAUCCCAUCUAGCACACGGGGAAUAGUUCUGCUCUAAGAAGAAACUAGUGUUUGUUCAAAAAGAAAAGAACAAAACCACAAACACUUGCAAGAAUCCAGUUUUGUUUCUAUUUUCAGUCAGUGUAUAUGAAGAUAAAACCUGAAGCUUGGC